AGAAUUUAGCGGUUUAGGAGGUUAGGGGGUGGGGCAGCUCGUCCGACAGGAUGCCACUCCGAGUAUCUGCAUAUUUCUGUUAACGUAGCAAGCAUGAAGUUCCUAACUCGCUGGUAAGUUUCUUUUCUAUUGGAGAUCACGAGGAUAUAUUACGGGGUGGAACGGAGCGCUCUAGUUGGUGCAUGGAUCUCUGGUUUUGGCUGGUGUUCAUUAUGAUCGUGGCGCCGACCGUUCCAGCUGCAGGGACUGUGGGUGUUAACUAUGGCCGCUUAGCCUCAAAGCUUCCUUCGCCUGGGGAGGUUGUCGAGCUUGUUCGAUCUCUCGGGGUGACAAAAGUUAGGAUCUACGACACUGAUGCGACCGUUUUGCAGGCCUUCGCCAACACAAGCAUCGAACUGACAGUCUCGGUUCCUAACAACGAUAUACCGGCUCUUGCUACAAACAUCAGCACGGCCCAGAACUGGGUGAAUAGCUCCAUAUUAUUGUUUUAUCCGCAGACGAAGAUCACAACUAUCUUGGUUGGCUACGAGGUGUUAACGGCUGGACAGCAUAUUACGCCAUAUCUCCUUACUGCUAUGGAGAACAUACAUUCGGCUCUUGCUACUCUAAAAAUCGACUCACAGGUGAAGGUCUCUACUACUCACUCGCUAAACAUUCUCAACAUGACUUCUCCGCCGUCGCUAUGCUCCUUCGACCAUGAAGCAAUCGUCAGACCUUUGUUACAGUUUCUAUCGAAAACGGGUGCUCCCUUUAUGGUUAACAUUUACACUUUCUCGACGUUUCAGCAGGACAAGGGUCGGAACUUUCCCGAGUCAUUUGCGUUGCUGAAACCCACUGGCUUCGUGGUCGUCGAUCCCAUUUCCAGGCUACGGUACGAGAAUUUGUUCUUGGCUCAGCUGGACGCGGUUUACUCGGCAAUUGGUAAUUUCGGUUUCAGUGACAUACAGGUGGCUGUCUCCGAGACUGGGUGGCCGUUCACUGGAAAAAGUGGAGCAAGCGUUCGCAAGUCAAGGUCUUACAAUCAAAACGUUGCAAGGCUUUGUCUCUCGGGUGCGGGGACCCCUCUGGUCCGUGACAGACCGAUCGAAGUGUUUAUCUACUCGCUGUUCAACGAGGAUUUGCAGCCGUCAUCACUGGGUACUUUCGGGCUUUUCUUCACCAACAAGUCGAGGGUGUUUGACUUCGAUACUCGCACCUUGCAGCCCUCGAAGUAAGUUCUAUGAUCAAAUUUCUUUUUUAGGCGUCUUCUCUGUUGAAUGAAGACUCGAGGCUUUUAUUGUCAGCUGAAAAACGUCAUAGUGACUUCGAGAAUGCUAAAUUGUCUCGGUUGGUUUGCUUCA
Messenger RNA from Selaginella moellendorffii, 1340 nucleotides. RefSeq names its product glucan endo-1,3-beta-glucosidase 12. The transcript has 3 exons. Gene Ontology annotation, molecular function: hydrolase activity, hydrolyzing O-glycosyl compounds. Lineage: Eukaryota; Viridiplantae; Streptophyta; Lycopodiopsida; Selaginellales; Selaginellaceae. The coding region runs from base 183 to 1214 and encodes 343 amino acids. Gene Ontology annotation, biological process: carbohydrate metabolic process. Gene Ontology annotation, cellular component: plasma membrane. The record is from RefSeq and is a predicted model, not a curated record.